Molecule: messenger RNA, 759 nt
Organism: Malaclemys terrapin pileata
Lineage: Eukaryota; Metazoa; Chordata; Testudines; Emydidae
Product: capping protein inhibiting regulator of actin dynamics-like
Exons: 2
Coding region: 211-720 (169 amino acids)
Source: RefSeq, a predicted model, not a curated record
ACUACCCCACCUUUGUUCGUGGAUUCUGGGUCGGGGAUAGUCUCGACGCCUGAGGAUUCUGCCGAUGGGGUAGAGGAGGAGGAGGAGGAGGAGGAUGAGCUUGCAGAGAGCACACAGCACUCCAUUCUCCCCAACAGCCAGGAUCUUUUUAUCACCCUGACUGAAGUACCCUCCCAAGCCUCCCAAGCCAGUACCCAAGACUCUGACCCCAUGGAAGGGACCUCAGCAGCUGCAAAUUCCUCAAGCCUCCCUCCUCCAUCCCGAAGGUUAUCACAGAUAAGGCGUCGUAAGAAGAAGACACGGGAGGACAUGUUUUCUGAAAUUAUGCAAUCCAGCAGGAGUGACAGAGCUCAUCUGAAUGAGUGGAAGGAAACAGUUUCAAAGUAUAGGAAAGAAGUCAGUGAACGUGAGGAGAGGAGGGACCAACGUGAGGAGAGGAGGGACCAACGUGAGGAGAGGAGGGACCAACGUGAGGAGAGAUGGCGGCAGGAAGACCAGAGGAUGAAGGAUGCAACGCUGGGGCUGCUCCGGCGUCUGGUGGAGGUUCAGGAACGGCUGCUGGAAAACAGACUGCCGCUUCAGCCCCUGUUCCACCCUCCCCCCUCCCCAUGUUCCGUAUCCUCCUCACCCAGACGUGUAAGAACGCGGGGGGGGAGGCUCCGUACACCUUCCCAUUCCACCCCAGUAGACAGCCCAAGCAAAAGGCUGUCAUUUUUUUAACCUUUUCUUUGUGGCUUUUUCCUUCCCAGCAAUCCUCCU